AUGGCUAAUGAGCCUAGCCAAAAUGUGCUUCCCCAGACGUGUUACGCUGCUGUAGAGCCUCAAUUAGAGGUUCAAAUCAAUUAUGAUGUAAAUUUGCUUCCAAGUACAAGCAAUAUUAAUGAAACUGGUGAAAACCAGGGCACAAAUGAUGAUUUUUCAGAAAUCUUGGGCGAAGAUCCGUCUACUUCUGUUGCAUAUGGCCCAGAUAUCCACAAAGAUGUAGCUUCUAGAUUCACCUACAUAGCCACUAAAGGGCUAGAUAAAGAAGCACGAAAAAAUCUAGUAGAAAAGUUUCAAAUACCCAAUAAUUCUAAAUUCAUAGCUGCACCAAAGCUUAAUGCUGAACUAAAGGCUGCCAUAAUCGACACGGCUGUAAAACGUGACAAGUCUAUUGAAAUCAAACAAUGCGAGAUAGCAGCAGCUAUCUCUUCGCUGGGGACUAUUAUCUCUAAUGAAAUCAAGUCGGGCUCGGAUAAAGAGCUUAUUCAAAGUCUGAUGGACAUGGGUCGACUACUAUGUGAUAUUCAAUAUAACCAGUCCAUAUGCAGAAGAAGCCUUAUUUUAGGUCAUGCAGCAGACGGGCCAAACGCCACGCCAACAACAGCCUGCUGCGGCACGGACCAGACCUGUGACACCGAGAAGGAACGGUCAACCUUACUCGAGGUCAUCCAAACAAAACCGCCGUCAGUAGACGAGUUAGAGAGGUGUAAAUAUCUUAAUUUAAUGGAAAAUAAUGAUUAUAAUGAGUACAUGACAUUACCUAGUUCACUUUUGCCGGAUUUGAAUUGGUGGCUUAGCUCCAUAAUGUAUUCAAAUAACAGUAUCAAAGAUGACAAUAACUAUUGUCUAGAAAUAUUCUCUGACGCCUCAACUACGGGGUGGGGUGCCAGCUGUGGAGACCAAAGGGCUAGCGGCAGAUGGUCACAAGAGGAAAUUCACUUUCAUAUAAAUCAAUUGGAACUUCUUGCAGCAUAUUUUGCCCUAAAGAUAUUCUCAAAAAAUUACAGUAACUGUAAUAUUUUAAUGAGGGUUGAUAAUACAACAGCUAUUAGUUACAUCAAUCGUAUGGGAGGUAUACAAUAUCCUCAUCUUUCAAAGGUAGCAAGGGACAUUUGGCAGUGGUGUGAACCAUCGGAACAUCCACAGAAACAUUACCCUGGUUGCAGGGAUUUUGUCAGGACAGCGUUGUUACAACGAGAAAUCCCAAGUGCUUCAGCUGAUAUAAUUUUAGCUUCUAUAUCGGAAAGUACCUUAAAACAAUAUGAUGUAUGCUACAAAAAAUGGUAUGAUUUUUGUGUUACUAAUAUGAUAAAUAUGUUUGAACCUUCAGUUCCUAUGAUUAUACAAUUUCUUACCAAGAUUUUUGUAGAUGGUGCCCAAUAUGGGACUAUCAAUUCAUAUAGAUCUGCUCUUUCUUUUAUCAUUAAAAAAUUACCUGAUGAUGAUAGGAUUUCCAGGUUUUGUAAGGGUGUGUUUAAAUUAAGACCGUCAUUACCACGUUAUAACUUUACUUGGGAUGCAGGUGUCACAAUUAACUAUUUAGCAACAUUAUUUCCAAAUGAAAAUUUGACACUUGAACAGUUAACUAAGAAGUGUGUUACUCUGUUGGCCCUAGUCACUGCACACAGAGUGCAAACAUUGUCGAAAAUUAAAUUAAAUGAAAUAGUCUAUUGUAAUGAUAAAAUAAUGAUUAAAAUCUGUGAUUUAAUCAAAACUUCAAGACCAGGUAUGAAACAACCAUUAUUAUACCUACCUUAUUAUUGUGAACGUCCUGAGAUUUGUCCUGCUAGUACAUUAAGAGCUUACAUAGACAGGUCUAAAGAUAUUAUAAGACCAGAAAAUUAUCUUUUUGUCAGCUUUAGAAAACCAUAUAAAAAUGUAUCUCCUCAGACGCUCUCUCGUUGGAUUAAAAUUACAUUACAGGAUAGUGGGAUUGACGUUUCCAUAUUUAAGUCUCACAGUACAAGACAUGCAGCAACUUCUAUGGCCAAGAAAAUGGGCAUUAAUAUAGAUAAUAUCAGACAAGCUGCUGGAUGGAGCGGCAAUUCCUCUACCUUUGCUAGGUUCUAUGAUAGACCUAUUAUUGACAAAGACAACCUGGCUUUGGCAAAUACGCUGUGUUCCUUAUAA
Aricia agestis (brown argus) is the source of this 2130-nucleotide messenger RNA. RefSeq lists its product as uncharacterized. Gene Ontology annotation, molecular function: DNA binding. Gene Ontology annotation, biological process: DNA integration; DNA recombination. NCBI's taxonomy places the organism in Eukaryota, Metazoa, Arthropoda, Insecta, Lepidoptera, Lycaenidae. Bases 1 to 2130 code for a protein of 709 amino acids. The record is from RefSeq and is a predicted model, not a curated record. The transcript has 4 exons.